GCGUGUAAGCCCUUGUCGACAUCCGACACCGUCUUCUGAGAAGCGAAGUUCUACGCAACCGGAUUUUGCAGAAGCCACCAACAGCUCAGCGGUCAGCUUUUCGCAUGAAUGGCCAUUUCUACCUUUGAAGCGCCUCGCCGAUCAAACGGUCUGCCGCGCCUACCAAGCGACAUAGACAACGCAGUCGCGGCCUUGGGCGGGAGAACCCACGCAACCGACCUCGCAAACAGUACCAUACAGUCUCAGAAGGCACCAGUCAGUAAGGAACAACGUCUGGAAGAACUUGUGAGAGACUCCGGCCGCCUCAGGCAAGAACUUGACUAUUGGAAAAGCUUGGCUCUCACAGGAACCGCCUUGAUGUCCGACGUCGAACAAGUUGUGGUACAGCUUCGAGAUGUUUUCAGCCGUUUCGAGAGCGUCAUGAAUGAAACAAAUACUAUGCCUGCGGAGGAGAGAUUGGCCUCUGGCCAUCCGUCCGAAUCUCGACAGAGGGAAGACGUGGAGGUGCAGAUUGGAGAUGAGCCAGACUCGCCAGGAGUAGAGGAUGACCUCGACGUGCUCUUGGCUCCAGUCAGGCGUGGUCGAGAAGGCUAUGACUUUGAGGCCGUCAAGCCGGAGUUGAAGCGGAAGCAGCCACCAUACAAUCCCGGAGGUUGGCUCUGAUAUGGAGCGCACAUGGUCUCCACCGGGAUUCGCCGAGUCCAUGUUUAUCGUGUGAUAUCAUAGAGAGAUAUAGAGAUUUCAUGCCCCUGCACAUAACUGUACAUAUCACCGCUGUCAUUAAUGUGAAUAACUUCUGUCAUC
Colletotrichum godetiae is the source of this 804-nucleotide messenger RNA. RefSeq lists its product as uncharacterized. The record is from RefSeq and is a predicted model, not a curated record. The coding region runs from base 109 to 663 and encodes 184 amino acids. The transcript has 2 exons. Lineage: Eukaryota; Fungi; Ascomycota; Sordariomycetes; Glomerellales; Glomerellaceae.